Messenger RNA from Cherax quadricarinatus, 2098 nucleotides. The record is from RefSeq and is a predicted model, not a curated record. NCBI's taxonomy places the organism in Eukaryota, Metazoa, Arthropoda, Malacostraca, Decapoda, Parastacidae.
UAGACAGUUUGAAACCCUACGUCAGUUACUAGACAGAGCACGGCAGUUUAACAGUGACACAACACAAGGAUCACCAGUCAGGCCACAUAAGUGACACUGAUCUGGCCACGGAGGGGUGUGUGUGCUGCCGAUCAGAUUACGGUAGUGCCGAUCUUCUAAUCAGACCACGGCACGCAUGGAGGACCUGGUUGAACACAGUCAGGUGCCGCCUGUCCAUGUACAGUCCCUUGUUGACGCUUUGUUCUUCAUGGUGUACGUAAUGAUGAGGACUUAUAUUCUGUUGGGUUACGUGCUGGUUACCAUCCCCAGCAUUCCUGCCACUCCCGUGCAUCGUCAGCCACACCAGCAGCACACCAACACAGGAUCUCCUGGCGUACCAGAGGAGGUUUUCUGGGGUAAGCAGUGUUCUCCUCGCCAGGUGAUAGUUCGUCUGCAGCAGGACACUGUCCUCCAGUGUGAAGUCUUCGCCCCUACGGGCACAGUGCUCACCUGGUACAAGGACCACACUCUGCUGGAUGGUAAGAUGGGUACGGUCCAGGAGAGCAUUUCAUCUCUGGAGCGGUCCACCGCUAAGGUCCACCUCUCCUCCGUCGUUUACAUCGACUGCGCCUCCUUCGAGGACCAGGGCGAGUAUCACCUGGAGGUGCGCUCCCCGAGUCACCAGGUCUACUCCAGGUAUUUCACCGUUAACCUCACAGAGAACGAGGAUCUGCCUGGGAGAACGUGCUGGAUCAGUACGGAGUCUAUGAGGUUGAUCCCACGGAUAUACCAGUACGCCAGGCAGGCGAUAGGUGAACCUGGCAAUGAUGUGCUCCUUCCGUGUCGCCUGCGUGGUCAUCUUAACUCCAUGUCCACCACCUGGUUGUUCAAGGACACCCAGGUCACCUCCCGUCACGCAAAGUAUAAGGUGUUGGCUAGCGGAGACCUGCUGGUGCGAAGUCUACGACCGGAAGACAGAGGUGUUUACACUUGUCAAGCCUACAGUAACAAAUUGCCUGGCUUUAUUGACCAAGUCCACACCUUCGUCUACCCUCUGGACUAGGCUUGUUGGGUGGCUGCAUAUCCUCUGGACUAGUCUUCUGGGUACCUGAGUAGCCUCUGGGCUAGGUGUGUGGGUACUUUUGUACUCUCUGGACUAGGUGUGCGGGUACUUUUGUACUCUCUGGACUAGUCUUCUGGGUACCUGAGUAGCCUCUGGGCUAGGUGUGUGGGUACCUACUUACCCUCUGGACUAGGUGUGUGGGUACCUACGUACCCUCUGGACUAGGUGUGUUGGUACCUACGUACCCUCUGGAUUAGGUGUGUGAGUACCUACCUACCCUCUGGACUAGGUGUGUGAGUACCUGCGUACCCUCUGGACUAGGUGUGUGGGUACCUACUUACCCUCUGGACUAGGUGUGUGGGUACCUACCUACCUCUGGACUAAGUAUGUGGGUGCCUACGUACCCUCUGGAUUAGGUGUGUGUGAGUACCUACCUACCCUCUGGACUAGGUGUGUGAGUACCUGCGUACCCUCUGGACUAGGUGUGUGAGUGUCUACUUACCUUCUGGACUAGGUGUGUGGGUGCCUACAUACCAUCUGGACUAGAACUGUGCGUACCUACUUACCCUCUGGACUAGGUGUGUGGGUACCUACGUAUUUUCUGGACUAGGUGUGUGGGUACCUACCUACCCUCUGGACUAGGUAUAUGGGUACCUACAUAUCUUCUGGACUAGGUGUGUGAGUACCUACCCACCCUCUAGACUACGUCUACCUUAAGAAAACUUAUAAGUCGACAGGCUUUAAACCUAAGUUGCUGUUGGGGUAUAUAAACAUACACAAAUAUAUCUCAGUGUAUAUACACAGUAUCUCAGUGGAUAUUCUCAGAGCUCACUUGAGUCUUUAUCAUAGUCGUGAGAGUAUGUUUAUUUGUUACUUUAAUAACUAAAAGUGAAUUAUAGUCAUAAUAACUGAUAAUCGAUAAUACAUAAACUUUACAAAGUGACCUAAAGUUAAGGUAAUCAGCGACUGAUACUUGACUUAACACUAACUUUAAGUUGGUUUCAAAUUGAAAAUUGAUGUUUUAAAUUAGUUAUAAAUUGAGUUUCAAUUGUUUUA